Molecule: messenger RNA, 1161 nt
Organism: Trichosporon asahii var. asahii CBS 2479
Lineage: Eukaryota; Fungi; Basidiomycota; Tremellomycetes; Trichosporonales; Trichosporonaceae
Exons: 2
Coding region: 1-1161 (386 amino acids)
Source: RefSeq, a predicted model, not a curated record
AUGCUGAACAAGGUCAAGCAGAGUCUCCACAAGCACUUCCUCCCGCCCGACCUGCACAAGAGUCUGAAUGCACCCGAGGGUGUUGUCCGGCCCAAGGUGUGGCUUGACGUUGUGCGCGGCGAGGAUUCCAAUGACACCAAGCGCAUUGAGAUUGGGGCCCAACACGAACGGGUGCCAGUUCUUCAUCACGCUCGCCGAGUCCGAGUUCCUGAACGGCAAGCACGUCGUGUUUGGCCGUGUUGUCGGCGGAUGGGACGUCGUGAAGAAGAUCGAGGCAGUCCCGCUUGCCGGGGAGCGGUAAGCGAGAGGAACGAUUCAGCUGACGCCAGUCCGGCCGAGGUCGUUGGCAUUGUCGCGUGUGGCGGUGACCCCGCGCCAGGCCAGCAGGGUGUGAACACGGCUGGCCAGCAAGCUGGUACUGGCGCUGGCACCGCCGCUGGCGCCGGCGCCGCUGCGGGAGGCGCUGCUGGUGCCGCCGGUCUUGCGGGUCAGCACGCCGCGCAGCAGCAGCAGGGCGCCGCCCUCCCCACCGAGCACACGCAGCAGACGCAGAGCGCCCUCCCCCAGGAGCACGCCGGCCAGCCGCAGCACGCGCUUCCCCAGCAGAACAUCAACCAGCCCCAGCACGCGUUGCCCCAGGGGCACGUCAACCAGCCUCAGCAUGCGCUGCCGCAGGAGCACGCGAAUCAACCCCAGCAUGCCCUCCCGCCUGGCCAGCAGCAAGGUGGUAUCGUCGGGCAGGGCCAGCAGGUUCCUCAGCAGGGCGUCGCCGGCGGUGUUGCUGGAGUCCAGCAGGGUGUCGCUGGCCAGGCCCCCCAAGGAGUUGCCGGACAGGGCGUGCAGGGCAUCCAGCAGCAAGGUCUUGCUCAGCAGGGCCAGCAGAUCCCCGGCCAACAAGGCAUUGCUCAGCAAGGUGUCGCUCAGCAGGGCGUACCCCAGCAGGGCCUUCAGCAAGGCGUCCCCCAGCAAGGCCUCCAGCAAGGCCAGCUGCACCAGGGCGUUGCCGGCCAGCAACUCAACCAGCAGGGCCAAGCGCCCGUCUCGGCACAGCAGCUCGCGCCCGAGCAAGGCGGCCAGUCUGCCCCUCUCGCCGACCGAUUCCCGGACCCGCCGCAGGCGCAGCCCGCCCAGACCACUCAGACCAUGCAGGGGCAGUACUGA